Messenger RNA from Lathyrus oleraceus (garden pea), 3671 nucleotides. Its product is annotated as pentatricopeptide repeat-containing protein At4g39952, mitochondrial. Lineage: Eukaryota; Viridiplantae; Streptophyta; Magnoliopsida; Fabales; Fabaceae. Gene Ontology annotation, biological process: RNA modification. Gene Ontology annotation, molecular function: protein binding; RNA binding. The record is from RefSeq and is a predicted model, not a curated record. The transcript has a single exon. The coding region runs from base 13 to 2421 and encodes 802 amino acids.
CUUACUAUACCGAUGGACAUGGAUGGGGAAGUAUUGAUAGUGUUAAAUUUGGUUCCGGCUAAUAGUAGCUUUAUUAUUCAAAAUGAAAAUCGAAAAGAUCGAGUAUGUUGGAUGAACCAUGAGGAAACGUAUAAAAUGGUGAUGCGCAUAUCUGUGCUGAAAUUCGAUCAUGCCGAACUCAUCUCUCUCUCCAAGCGCCUCACAACCCUUCGAUCUCUUCUUCCAUUCCACGCCAUUACUGUCACUACCGGCAACUCCACCAACCCCUUCAUUGCCGCCAAACUCAUCUCUCUCUACGACACUCUCAACCACCCUUCUUCCUCUUCAACCCUCUUCCACUCCCUUCCUUUCAAAGACAUUUUCCUAUGGAACUCCUUCCUCAAAACCCUCUUCUCUCGCUCCCUUUUCCCUCAACUUCUCUCCUUUUACUCCCUCAUGCGAUCUUCCAAUGUCUUGCCAAAUCAUUUCACUUUCCCUAUCAUUGCUUCUUCUUAUGCCCAUUUGAUGCUUCUCCCUUCUGGGAUCAACCUUCAUGGAUUGGCUUAUAAACUUGGUUUUUUUCCUUCUAGUUCAGCUGUUGGGUCUUCCUUUGUGUCCUUGUAUUCAAGGUGUGGCCAAAUGAAUGUUGCUGUUAAGGUGUUUGAUGAAAUUCCUGUGAGGGAUGUUGUUGCUUGGACUGCUCUUGUUAUUGGGUAUGUGCAAAAUGGGGAGAGUGAGAAGGGUUUGAAGUGUAUUAAUGAGAUGUAUGCUGUUCGGGAUGAUCAUGAUGCUCAGAGGCCUAAUUCCAGGACAUUUGAGGGUGGCUUUCUUGCUUGUGGGAAUCUGGGUGAUUUGUUUAGUGGCAGGUGUUUGCAUGGUUUGGUUGUGAGAAAUGGGAUUGGAUGUUCACUUGUUAUGCAAUCAUCGAUUUUGUCUAUGUAUUGUAAAUGUGGGGUGCCUCAAGAUGCUUAUCAAUCCUUUUGUGAAGUGAUCAACAAGGAUCUUUUGUCUUGGACAUCCAUCAUUGGUGUUUAUGCUAGGUUUGGGUUGAUGAGUGAUUGCGUGAGAUUCUUUUGGGAGAUGCGGGAAAAUCAAGUGUACCCAGAUGGAAUUGUUAUUGGUUGUAUUCUUUCGGGUUUUGGUAAUUCUGGGGAUGUAUAUGGAGGAAAAGCUUUCCAUGGAUUAGUCAUUAGGAGAUAUUAUGUGCCUGAUGAGAUGGUUUAUAAUUCAUUGUUGUUUAUGUACUGCAAAUUUGGUAUGUUAAGUUUUGCUGAGAAGCUCUUCUACUGGUGUCAAGGGAGCAUAGAGUGCUGGAACUUUAUGGUGGCUGGCUAUGGUAGAAUAGGCAAGAAUGUCAAAUGUAUUGAACUUUUUCGGGAGAUGCAGUGUUUAGGUAUUUGUUCUGAAUCAGUCAGCGUAGUUUCCGCAAUUGCUUCGUGUGGCCAGUUAAAAGAAAUCAACAUGGGAAGGUCAAUUCAUUGCAAUGUGAUAAAAGGUUUUGUAGACGAGUCUCUCUCGGUAACCAAUUCACUCAUAGAAAUGUAUGGAAAAUGUGAUAAAAUGACCAUUGCUUGGAGAAUAUUUAAUCAGUCUGAGAGGGAUGUAAUCCUGUGGAACACUCUGAUUUCAACUCAUAUUCAUGUCAAGCAUCAUGAAGGGGCCAUAAGCUUAUUUAACAAGAUGAUAAUGGAAGACCAGAAGCCUAACACAGCCACUUUGGUGUUAGUGCUAUCAGCUUGUUCUCACCUUGCAUCUCUAGAGAAAGGAGAAAGAGUUCACCACUAUAUAAAUGAAAACGGUUUUAAGCUCAAUUUACUUAUUGGCACAGCUUUGGUUGAUAUGUAUGCCAAGUGUGGGCAGCUAGAGAAAUCAAGGGAGGUAUUUGACUUGAUUAUGGAAAAGGAUGUAAUUUGCUGGAAUGCAAUGAUCUCGGGCUAUGGUAUGAAUGGAUAUGCCGAAUCUGCGGUGGAGAUAUUCAAUCAUAUGGAGGAAUCAAAUGUUAAGCCAAAUGAAAUUACUUUCCUCUCUGUUUUCUCAGCGUGUGCCCAUGCAGGACUUGUUGAAGAAGGUAAAUAUUUUUUCGCUAAAAUGCAGAGCUAUUCUGUGAAACCCGAUUUAAAGCACUACACUUGUAUGGUAGAUCUUUUGGGAAGGUCGUGUAAUUUAGAAGAAGCAGAAGAGUUAGUCUUAUCCAUGCCUGUUUCUCCGGAUGGUGGCGUGUGGGGAGCACUGUUAAGUGCUUGUAAAACUCACAAUCAAAUUGAAAUGGGAAUAAGAAUCGCCAAGUAUGCUAUUGACUCUGAACCAGAAAAUGAUGGAUACUAUAUAAUGCUAGCCAAUAUGUAUAGCUCUAUUGGGAGAUGGGAAGAAGCAGAAAAUGUGAGAAGGGCAAUGAAAGAUAGGUGUUUGCUGGGAAAGAAAGCUGGUUGGAGUGUGCUCUGAGCUAAAACUUCCUUUUAGUCAAGCUUAAUCUUUGGAAGGGUCAAAGGAAACUUCUGAAAGUUUACCUGAGUGUCAAUAAGCUUAAUUUCUUAAGUUUGGUCCUUUCCUAAGCUGUUUAUCAGCUAGUUAUAUUGAACAUUUAGGCUAAGGAAGCUGACAUGCUACAAGCAUGAAAACCUGUUUGCAUCAUAUCUUCCAUGAGCAUUUGUCAUCAAUGUUUUGGAUGCACAAGUCAUGCAGAUAUAAUUGGGUUAGCGACCAGCUGGCUUUGGAAUAUCAUUUGGGAUUUUGAACUUUGAAAAAAUCUGGAAGGAAAAGCAUAUUCACUUUCUCAAGACUCUGUGACUAGCUUGCAACAGUAGAUUCAGUUUAUCCAUAUUAUGGAAAUUUUGCAGAUUGAUACUGUGUGUGUUCACUGUCAAUGGGUUUUUUAUUCAGUUUGUUCAUGAGCAAGUGGAAGUGCGAAAUUUCUUAUUGUGGAUUAUCAUAUUUAAUCAUAGCUAGAGUUGUUGCUUCUUGGGGCGUGCAUUUCAUACAACUUACAACAUUGAAUGAAGAAUCCAAGGAAGUAAGAAACAAACAUUUUAUUGAACAAACUACAGAUUGCAAUAGGAGGCAACGAUACAUGUUUUCUUGAUAUUCUUGAGACACGUAUUCUUGUACAUCAAAUACCUUUACAACAUCUACAACACCAAACACUGAUACACUACAUAUCUUCUUUCAAACAAAUGGACAAAACACACUGAUAAACUACAUCUUUAUUUGGGGGACAUCAAAUGCUGCUUAAAGCUUCUCUAGUGUUAGCAAAACACAUGAAUUGCUUUUAAUGGAGGAGACCUUCACCUCACUGCAAAAAGCAAAGAUUAAUCAUGAAAUUAUACAUUGUCAAAGAUAAUCACAGGUAGUUUAUACAUUCAAGUUCAAGGUCAAUGAGUUAAGAUGAUACCUUAACAUUUGGACGGCUUUUUCAGACCACAUUUACCAGGCAAGGCCAUAGCAUUUGCGGGGUUAAUUCCAAAUAAAGGUAAUUCAGACUUGUAACCGCAAAGGCAAGUAAGAUUGCAACGGUGGACAACAUCGCAGCAUUUCGUAUCUGGGCUUGGUGGGUUUUCACCGGUAACGGCGUCAUGACAUAAUUUUAGCUCACUUGUUUCUAUGUUACAUAGUAAAACAGCUAGACUUCCACCCAACAUGGCAAAGAUCAAUGCUGCUACCAUCCACUGCACCAAAGUCUUUCCACUGGAAUGUGC